AUGCGCGGCAGUACGUCGAGAACCAGCCACGAGAACGGACCAACGGACGGUCGCUCGGAUUGGUGCGGCGGUUAUAGAUUCGCAAAAAAAAAAUAAACGGUUCGAAUAUCUUGGCUGGGCAUCUAUUGCCGGUUUAAUUAUAUAAUAUUGCAGCGUGAACAAAGCGUGGCGUCUAAUUAACGGAGGGUCAUCUCGAUUUGGGCCGGAGCUUUUGCGGCCUAAUUGAGAACGAAAUGCAUUUCACACCGAUUCAAUAUUUGCUAUUCGCAUUGCUUGCAUUUGGCUGCCCAUUGGGAGCAAGCAGCUCUAAAAUUCUGGUGCUUGUACCAUUUCCUGCACCAAGCCACUGGCUUUGGCUGAACCACUUCGUCCAGGAGCUGCUGGAACGAGGUCAUCAGUUAACGGCCGUCACCAACUUUCCCGCCAAAUCAGCCCAUCCCAACUACACAGAGAUUUUGAUCGACCCACCAUACGAUAUCCCACACUACUUUCCGAUUUCGGAUAUAUUCGACUCCAAAUACAGCAGCGACUGGUCCAACUUGGCACUAUACUGGAGGGUAGGCCUCACUACGACACAAUAUGCCCUGGAGAAUACCAAUGUACAACAAUUCAUCGAGCAGGAUGAUACCGACUUUGAUUUGGUCAUUUCGGAGCAGUUCUACCAGGAGGCGUUCCUGAUGUUUGCCCACAAGUACAGGGCUCCGAUCGUGACAUUGGGAACUUUGGGGUAUACGGAUUUUAUGGACAGAGCAAUGGGACUGAUGACUCCAUGGUCAUUUGUUCCACAUCCCAUUCUGUUGUACAUGGAUGAAAUGAACUUCUUCCAGAGGUGCUACAAUUUCCUGAUUUCAGUAACCGAUGCCGUUGUACGUAAAUACUAUUACCUACCACGGCAGGAUAGACUGGCCAAGAAAUACUUUGCUUCUAUUGAAGGGCCGGAAUCGUUUCCAUCCGUAAAAGAGCUGGAAACGUCCAUCUCGGUAAUGCUGAUCAACAGUCAUAUUUCAACUUCCCCUCCAAGGCCAUCGAUUUCCGGUCUUGUCAACGUAGCCGGUGCCCACAUAAAAGCAGCCAAGCCCCUACCCCAAGACAUUCAACGAUUUCUGGAUAGCGCCACUGAUGGUGCCAUUUUCUUCAGCCUUGGAUCGUAUGUCAAAAGCUCCGACAUGCCUAAAGACAAGCUGAAAGCAUUUUUCGAAGUGUUUCGGAAUCUCAAACAAAAAGUACUAUGGAAGUUCGAAGAUGAAUCUAUGGUUAACGUUCCGAAGAACGUUAUGGUUAGAAAAUGGCUUCCACAGAGCGAUAUUCUGGCGCACCGGAAGAUAGUACUGUUCAUAACUCACGGUGGCAUGUUUGGCAGUCAAGAGGGUAUAUACCGAGGGGUUCCGAUGCUGUUCAUUCCAUUUUAUGGAGAUCAGCAUCGUAAUGCUCUGAAGGCGGAACGAGCCGGAUAUGCGCUGACACUCAACUUUGCGGAUGUGAAUAUCAUAACGUUGGGUUCUCGAAUAAACGAACUACUGAGCAAUCCGACUUAUACCCGGUUAGUUAAAAAAGCAUCCGAAUUGUUCCGCGAUAACAUCGUUCCACCGAUGGAGGAAGCGAUGCACUGGAUCGAGUAUGUCAUCCGGCACAAGGGUGCCAAACACCUGAAGGCGACUUCCGUGGAUAUCAGCUGGUGGCAAUAUCUAAUGUGGGAUGUAAUUGCAUUCUACCUUACUAUUGUGACAUUAACUAUUUGGGUCACAACCAGAAUCAUCACUGCACUCUGUGUGAAACCUGCCAAGCACAAACCAAAGGAUCCAAAACGGAACAUCUCCACAACUAAGUUGAAAAAUCCAAAGAAAGUAAAGAAUAAUUGAACAAUAUAUUUUAAGAGUAAUGAAA
Armigeres subalbatus is the source of this 1884-nucleotide messenger RNA. RefSeq names its product UDP-glycosyltransferase UGT5-like. Bases 234 to 1859 code for a protein of 541 amino acids. The record is from RefSeq and is a predicted model, not a curated record. NCBI's taxonomy places the organism in Eukaryota, Metazoa, Arthropoda, Insecta, Diptera, Culicidae. Gene Ontology annotation, molecular function: UDP-glycosyltransferase activity. The transcript has 5 exons.